GUAGUUAAAUACAACAAACAGGUUCUGGCAUGUCACACACUAAGUUGUGACACUUACACACCUACACCUGAAGUCACCUGUAACACAGCGAGCAUGUCUUCGUUUUCGAACAGCUCUCACCUCAACAAGCUUGUGCGCCAGGAGUACAUGAGGCUGCAGCAGGGUGGGAAGUGCCAGGUCACCUAUAUCUGGAUCGACGGCACCGGGGAGAGACUUCGCAACAAGACCCGAACCUUGGACAGUGAGCCGAAGAGCAUCAAAGAUAUUCCUGAGUGGAACUUUGAUGGCUCGAGCACAUACCAGUCCAUAGGCUCCAACAGUGACAUGUACCUUGUGCCAGUCAGCAUGUUCAGGGAUCCAUUCACCCUGGACCCCAACAAACUGGUCCUCUGUGAAGUCCUCACAUAUAACCGCGAACCUGCAGACACUAACCAUCGAGCGCACUGCAAAAAGGUGAUGAACAUGGUUAAAGAGCACUGCAUGUGGUUUGGCAUGGAGCAGGAGUACACGCUCUUAGGAGUAGAUGGACAUCCUUUUAGUUGGCCCUCAGGUGGAUACCCAGCACCCCAAGGACCUUACUACUGUGGGGUGGGAGCAGACAGUGCCUUUGGACGGGACAUUGUGGAGUGCCACUACAAGGCCUGCCUCUACGCAGGGGUCAAUAUCUGUGGCACCAAUGCUGAAGUUAUGCCAUCUCAGUGGGAGUACCAGGUGGGCCCCUGUGAGGGCAUUGAGAUGGGCGACCAACUGUGGGUUUCACGCUUCCUGCUUCAUCGUGUGAGUGAAGAUUUUGGUGUUGUUGUGACAUUUGACCCAAAACCAAUGAAGGGCAACUGGAAUGGCGCUGGUUGCCACACUAACGUCAGCACCAAGCAGAUGAGGGAAGAAGGAGGACUACAAUACAUCGAGAAGGCCAUCGAGAAGCUGAGGAAAAAACACGCAGAGCACAUCAAAGUGUAUGACCCACAGGGAGGGGAGGACAACAAAAGGCGUCUCACAGGUCUCCAUGAAACCUCAAGCAUCCAUGACUUCUCAUUUGGUGUGGCCAACCGAGGCUCCAGCAUCCGGAUCCCUCGCCAGGUGGGUGAGGAGAAGAAAGGCUACUUUGAGGACCGCCGUCCUGCUGCAAACUGCGACCCCUACUCUGUGACAGCGGCCAUCGCGACCACCUGCCUGCUUGAUUUGGAAGAAGGGGCCACAGUAGGCCCACCUGUUGCAGUGUAG
This is a messenger RNA of Micropterus dolomieu (smallmouth bass), 1224 nucleotides long. RefSeq names its product glutamine synthetase-like. Gene Ontology annotation, cellular component: cytoplasm. NCBI's taxonomy places the organism in Eukaryota, Metazoa, Chordata, Actinopteri, Centrarchiformes, Centrarchidae. Gene Ontology annotation, molecular function: glutamine synthetase activity. The coding region runs from base 94 to 1224 and encodes 376 amino acids. The record is from RefSeq and is a predicted model, not a curated record. The transcript has 7 exons.